Nomascus leucogenys (northern white-cheeked gibbon) is the source of this 1497-nucleotide messenger RNA. Its product is annotated as zinc finger protein 714-like. The record is from RefSeq and is a predicted model, not a curated record. NCBI's taxonomy places the organism in Eukaryota, Metazoa, Chordata, Mammalia, Primates, Hylobatidae. Gene Ontology annotation, cellular component: nucleus. Gene Ontology annotation, molecular function: histone H3K36 methyltransferase activity; histone H3K4 methyltransferase activity; recombination hotspot binding. Gene Ontology annotation, biological process: positive regulation of reciprocal meiotic recombination; regulation of DNA-templated transcription.
AUGAAUGUGAUGUUAGAGAACUACAAAAACCUGGUCUUCUUGGCAGGGAUUGCUGUCUCUAAGCAAGACCCAAUCACCAGUCUGGAGCAAGAAAAAGAGCCCUGGAAUAUGAAGAGACGUGAGAUGGUGGAUGAAUCCCCGGCUAUGUGUUCUUAUUUUACGAGAGACCUUUGGCCAGAGCAAGACAUAAAAGAUUCUUUUCAACAAGUGAUACUGAGAAGAUACAGAAAAUGUGAACAUGAGAAUUUACAGUUAAGAAAAGGCUCCACAAGUGUGGAUGAGUGUAAGGUGCACAAAGAAGGUUAUAAUAAACUAAACCAGUGUUUGACAACUACCCAGAGCAAAAUAUUUCAAUGUGAUAAGUAUAUAAAAGUCUUUCAUAAAAUUUUAAAUUCAAAUAGACAGAAGACAAGACAUACUGGAGAGAAACCUUUCAAAUGUAAAAAAUGUGAUGAAUCAUUUUGCAUGCUUUUACACCUAAGUCAACAUAAAAGAAUUCAUAUUAGAGAGAAUUCUUACCAAUGUGAAGAAUGUGACAAAGUCUUUAAGCGGUUCUCAACCCUUACUAGACACAAGAGAAUGCAUACUGGAGAGAAACCCUUCAAAUGUGAAGAAUGUGGCAAAGCUUUUAAGCACUCCUCAACACUUACUACACAUAAGAUAAUUCAUACUAGAGAGAAGCCCUUCAAAUGUGAAGAAUGUGGUAAAGCUUUUAACCACCCUUCAGCCCUUACUACACAUAAGUUUAUUCAUGCUAAAGAAAAACCCUACAAAUGUGAAGAAUGUGACAAAGCUUUUAAUCGAUUCUCAUACCUUACUAAACAUAAGAUAAUUCAUUCUGGAGACAAAUCUUACAAAUGUGAAGAAUGUGGCAAAGGCUUUAAGUGGUCCUCAACCCUUACAAAACAUAAAAGAAUUAAUACUGGAGAGAAACCCUACAAAUGUGAAGAAUGUGGCAGCUUUAAUGUGUCUUCACACCUUACUACACAUAAGAUAAUUCAUACUGGAGAGAAACCUUACAAAUGUGAAGAAUGUGGCAAAGCUUUUAACCAAUCCUCAAACCUUACCAAACAUAAGAUAAUUCAUACUGGAGAGAAACUCUACAAAUGUGAAGAAUGUGGCAAAGCUUUUAACCGAUCUUCAAACCUUACUACACAUAAGAGAAUUCACACUGGAUAGAAACCCUACAAAUGUGAAGAAUGUGGCAAAGCUUUUAACCGAUCCUCAAACCUUACUAAACAUAACACAAUUCAUACUGGAGAGAAAUCUUACAAAUGUGAAGAAUGUGGUAAAGUGUUUAACCAAUCCUCAACUCUUACUAAACAUAGGAAAAUUCAGUAGGGCGUGGUGGCUCACGCCUGUAAUCCCAACACUUUGAGAGGACUAGGUGAGCAGACUGUGAGGUCAGGGGUUCGAGACCAGCCUGGCCAACAUGGUAAAACCCCGUCUCUACUAAAAAUACAAAAAUUUGCUGGGUGUGGUGGCAGGCGUCUGUAA